Linum tenue is the source of this 2878-nucleotide messenger RNA. NCBI's taxonomy places the organism in Eukaryota, Viridiplantae, Streptophyta, Magnoliopsida, Malpighiales, Linaceae. The record is from the annotation of a GenBank genome assembly.
AGAGCGCGUACCGGCAAAAAACAACGCUCCUGGUCCUGGACCAAAGGUUUAGCACGGCUACAUAUUCAACUGGGCGGGACCUAAUCUAAUAAUAAGUUUUCUGGAACUAACAAACUCCUGCCUGCGUGUUCGACACACAGUGACCCGCCACCGUUCCUUUCCUCUUUCCUUUGAGGAGCCGUUUUCUUCCUUCUCCGAUCCCGUUUCCCCUUUGCUUUGAGAAGACUAGAGAGGGGACAGAGAGAGGAAGGCCCCCCCUAAAACUGAGAAUCAGAGUGGACUGAAGUUGGCGAUUCCGAUUGGACUUGAAAUUGGGGAUUCCGGUUUGACUGAAUUUGAAGAAUUCUGCACAUGGAAACAGCGGCGGCGAACAUUUCUUGUCCUCCGACGCCUCUCUGGAACGUCGAAAGACCCUUCCUCACCGGCCGGUUCCACCAGGAAGCCAAACAUACUUCGCCCCUCGCCGAUGACUCGAAGGGUUUUUCUUUGGAUCCCUUCUGCAGCCCUGGAUUGAACAAGGCCAUUGGUUGUUAUGACGCUGCCGUUCAGGAGCUCAUUGUCAUUGAUGAUCUGAUGUCUGCAUUGGUUGGGCUUGAAGGCCGGUAUAUCUAUAUCAAAAGAAUUCGUGGAAAGGAGGAUGAGAUUGCUUUCGAGGUUGAUGCAUCAAUGGAUUUGGUACUCCAGGAAUUUACGCAUAGGUUGGUCCCUCUGUGUAAGAGCUACCUGCUGAUUGACCAGUUUGUUGAGUCGAGGUCACUAUUCAAGAAUGGCUUGGUUAAUCAUGCCUUUGCUGCUGGACUUAGGGCUCUUCUUCUCGACUACAAGGCCAUGGUAGCACAGCUGGAGCAUCAGUUUCGGCUAGGAAGGCUUUCCAUUCAAGGAUUAUGGUUUUAUUGUCAGCCUGUAAUGCCUUCCAUGCAAGCAUUGACCAUUGUGGUUCAGAAGGCAUCAGCUAAUAAUUUCUUAGGUUCAUCAGUCUUGAACCUCUUGCAGAGCCAGGCAAAAGCAAUGGCUGGUGAUAAUGCCGUGAGGUCACUGCUAGAAAAGAUGACAGAAUGUGCAAGUAAUGCAUAUCUUGGGAUAUUAGAGAGGUGGGUGUAUGAAGGAGUAAUUGAAGAUCCUUAUGGCGAAUUUUUUAUUGCUGAAAACAAAUCUCUUCAUAAGGAGAGCCUCACUGAGGAUUAUGAUGCUAAGUAUUGGCGGCAACGAUACAGCCUUAAGGAAGGGAUUCCCAGCUUCCUUGAAAAUAUAUCGGGGAUAAUUCUGACAACGGGAAAAUACUUAAAUGUCAUGAGAGAAUGCGGACAUAAUGUUCAGGUUCCUGCCUCGGAGAAUUCUAAGCUAACAAGCUUUGGCUCAGACCAUCACUAUCUCGAGUGUAUCAAAGCUGCUUAUGAGUUUGCAGGCAAUGAGCUCUUAAAUCUCAUUAAAGAAAAGUAUGAUCUAAUGGGGAAGCUGCGGUCAAUUAAGCACUACCUCCUUCUUGAUCAGGGUGAUUUCUUGGUUCAUUUCAUGGACAUAGCACGAGAGGAACUCAUGAAAAAGCUUGAUGAUAUUGCAGUGGAGAAGCUACAGUCUCUGCUAGACCUUGCUUUGCGUACUACAGCUGCGGCAGCAGACCCUUGCCACGAGGACUUGACAUGUUGUGUUGAAAGAUCUACUCUGCGCAAAGGAUUUGGUAGUCUGAACGAUCUUGAAGUUACUGUUUCGGGCACUGAUGAUGAUUUAGAAGAACCAACAACCAUUACCGGUCUAGAGACAUUCUCUUUAAGUUAUAAGGUUCAAUGGCCGUUGUCGAUUGUUAUCUCAAAAAGAGCCCUAACGAAGUACCAGUUGAUUUUCCGGUUUCUUUUUCAUUGUAAGCAUGUAGACCGGCAGCUUUCUGGGGCUUGGCAAUUGCAUCAAGGAGUUCGUGUCCUCAAGAUACAGGGAACAGCAAUCUCCAGAUCAUCCCUUCUGUGCCGUAGUAUGCUGAAAUUCAUCCAUAGUCUUCUACACUAUCUAACAUUCGAGGUACUGGAACCUAACUGGCAUGUGAUGUAUAAUAGACUUCAGGCCGCAAGGAGCAUAGACGAAGUUAUCCAACAUCAUGAUCUUUUUCUGGGCAAGUGUUUAACAGAGUGUUUGCUCUUGUCACCUGUACUGCUCAAGAAGGUCGACAGGCUGAAAUCAUUGUGCUUACAGUAUGCUGCUGCAACUCAGUGGCUGAUAUCAUCAUCCAUUGACAUAGCUGAUGAGGGUUCCCGUGCUUUAGAAAAGCGCAAGGGACGAGGGAAAUUAAGAGGCCCUUCGAUAGCGCUACGAGCCCCGAAGCAGAACUCCGCUGUUAUGGAUUCUAUACUGAAAUUCGAGCGGGAUUUCAAUUCUGAACUUCAGAGUCUAGGACCGGUCUUGAGCAGGAAUUCCCAAGCAGAGCCACAUUUGACUCAUCUUGCACAAUGGAUCCUUGGUGCCGGUGGAAACGACCAUUAAGAUUUGGUGUUUGUAUGUAUAUGUACUUUUAUGAAUAGCGAGUGUGAAAUUGUGAUUCCUAUUUUGAUCUCUCCUGUGGGAACUUUCACAAUGUUGAUUUAUGGAAUUGUACUCCUGACUUUUGGCAACCAAUACGAUGUUACCAUUUCUUAUCUGUUUGAACAAUGUUCGAAUUAGAAUGUUUAAUAGUAGAAGAAAUUAAAUUAGGACUAUUUUUGUAGAGGUUCUUUGAGAACUUCGUGUGACUAUCACUAUACUUCUGGAGAGCUCCAUAGUUAGGAGUUACACAGGAGAAGAAGGAAUUGGGGCAGAGUUUUUGUUGAUACGUGUUUUCCCCCCUCUCCACAUCUUUGCUCUUGAUACUUGUAGAACAGUAUUCAUGUAGUUAUCGUCAAACAAGCCUUGC